Molecule: messenger RNA, 2168 nt
Organism: Portunus trituberculatus (swimming crab)
Lineage: Eukaryota; Metazoa; Arthropoda; Malacostraca; Decapoda; Portunidae
Product: chromatin assembly factor 1 subunit A-like
Exons: 9
Coding region: 105-1970 (621 amino acids)
Biological process (GO): nucleosome assembly
Cellular component (GO): nucleus; CAF-1 complex
Source: RefSeq, a predicted model, not a curated record
GAAAAGAGGAAGAGAAGAAAUUGAAGGAAGAGGAGAAGAGGGUAAAGGAAGAGGAGAAGAGGGUAAAGGAAGAGGAGAAGAGGGUAAAGGAAGAAGAGAAGAGGAUGAAGGAAGAGGAGAAACAAAAACAAGAGGACAAACUGAAACACAGAUUUGCAAGUUUUUUCCUGGCGAAGAAGAGGGAUGUAGAAGAUGAGGAAGAGAGGGACACUGCUGGAAUCUUCAAGCAGUUCAGGGUGAAGGAAGACAUGCAGUUGGCACCCCUACACCGAAAUACUCUAACCUCAGACCAGCAUGAGGCUCUGGGGGAGGUCAUGAUGGGGGCACAGGGAGGACAGGGGAAGCUGCCACUGACCUACCUGGCCCUCCUCAAGGCUGGAGGUCACAAGGUCAGGUCAUCGGCGAGAACAUGGCCGCCCUCAACUGCUAAUGAUGAUGAUGAUGAUGAUAUUGAGAUUGUAGAUGAUGAUGAUGACACCACCACCACUGCCACUGCCACUGCACCACCCCAGAAAGGCUGCCCUGCCCCCCCAGGCCUGCGGGGUUGCGGUGCGGGGCGGGCCAAGCUCCUGUCCUUCUGCGAGAACAGGCGGCCAGCUUACUGGGGCACCUGGAGCAAGGCUGGCCAGUGUGUGAGAGCAAGGAGGCCAUUUCUGAAGGAGCCCACCCUGGACUACGAGUAUGACAGCAAUGACGACUGGGAGGAGGAGGAGGCGGGAGAGAGCUUGAGUGACUCAGAGGGUGAGGAAAAGGAAGAGGAAGACAAUUACGAGGUUGAUAAUGACUUCUUUGUCCCCCACGGCUACCUCUCCGAUGAUGAAGGAAAGGAAGAGGAGGAGGAGAAGAAUUGUGUGAAGAGUGGUGAUGGUGAGAUGGAGAACAAGAAUAAGGAGAAGCUGAAGAGGAAACAGGCUGAAUUUGAGGAAGAGAUGAAGAAAAAAACCAGAGAACUGAAACCACGCGUCAUUGGCUGUCUGUGGCUCACCGACCAAACCACCAACAUGGCCUUCACACAGCUGCUGAAGGUCUUAGAACCAUACCGAGCUGUCCGUCUGGCCCCCAACCCCAUCCCGACAGCCUGGAGGGGUUUGGCGCCCCAGUCUGGCCAGGGAGAGGGGCCAGGGGAGGAGGAGACGCCAGGAGGGGAUGAGAAGGGAGGGAAAAAGUUCGUCAAGGAGUUUCCAGAAGAAGCUGUGGCACCGCUGAUACAGUUACUUCACGGCAACAGACACGGCAAGGGGUUCCUGUGUCGAGAGUUUGCAGAUUACUGGUUGCAGAGGAACAGUGGCAGUGGUGGUGGUGGGAAGACUGGAGAAGUGUGUGUCAUUGCCAAGCGGAAAGUUUUGCAGAAAAUCAGAGAAAUCGGUGUUUGGAAGAAAUGCAAGACUGAAAGUUGCAAGCGUGCGAUGCUCAUGUGGUACGUCCCAUCAGAGACACGAGAGAAGUAUGGCGUCUUGGACCUGAGCAUCCCAAAUACCUGGUCGUACAUAAACACCCCAAAAGAACGCAAAGAUGAGGACUCCGAGGUGACCCAGGAUGACCCUGCAAGGACCCCAAAGCUGUCUAAACUUGUCCCCAUCACUGCGUUCACCCGAAAGACCCCCACCUCGACCCCGACAGCGACCUCGAGUGGAAAGGAGGUCACGCAAACUGGAGAGGUUUCGCCUGUUGCUCCAUCCACAGGGCAGGUGGAGGGGUGUGGGUCAGUGGAGGUGUCACCCACACCUGUGCCCACCCCUACUCCUCCACCCAGCAACGUCACCCGCCCCAACUCCGCAGGAAAGGGGAAAAGAAAUCGCAGUCUUUUCUUGAGUGGGAAGAGUCAGUCUGCUAGCUUUGUGUCGUUCUUUAAGAAGGGAGGGAAGGAUGAUGGUGGUGGUGGUGGUGGUAGUAAUAGUGUUGGUAGUGAAGGUGGUGGUGGUGAAGGUAGUGGUAGUGGUAGUGAUGAGUGUAUCAUUUUAGAUGAUUGAUAAGGUGUUUGUUUUGGUUAUUGUUUUUUUUUUUUUUUUUUUUUUUUUUUUUUUUGUGUGUGUGUGUGUUUGGUUCGGUUUGGUUUUUUGCUUAUUCACUGCCAUAAUGUUUGUGUUCAUGACCGGUAAACACACACACACACACACACACACACACACACACACACACACACACACACACACACACACACACACACA